Molecule: messenger RNA, 790 nt
Organism: Gadus macrocephalus (Pacific cod)
Lineage: Eukaryota; Metazoa; Chordata; Actinopteri; Gadiformes; Gadidae
Gene: pole4
Product: polymerase (DNA-directed), epsilon 4, accessory subunit
Exons: 4
Coding region: 114-500 (128 amino acids)
Cellular component (GO): nucleus; epsilon DNA polymerase complex
Molecular function (GO): protein heterodimerization activity
Source: RefSeq, a predicted model, not a curated record
UCAACGAAUGAAAAGCACACAUCUAGGUGACCAUAAUAGCACAUGCUAGCACGUCGUAUUGUGAUAUGUAAGAAGUCUAAUAUUUUGUAAACAGUUGUUUGUUGAAGAUCCAGAUGAUGGCCACAACGGUGGCAACACCCGUCACGCCAACAGAAUCCGACCAAGGCCGGAGCGUCAGUGAAGAAGAACCCCGAGGGAACGAGGCAGAUGAGGAAAGCCAACAAACGGGGCCCGUAGCAAGUGUUACGCACAGCCGUGUCUCCAAACUCCCCCUGGCUCGAAUCAAGGCGCUGAUGAAGGCAGACCCCGAUGUGUCACUCGCAAGUCAAGAGUCUGUAUUCAUAAUCGCGAAGGCCACGGAAUUGUUUGUUGAGAUGAUUGCCAAGGAUUCCCUCGUCUAUGCCCAACAAGGAAAAAGGAAAACUUUGCAGAGGAAAGAUUUGGACAAUGCGAUAGAGGCCAUUGAUGAGUUUGCUUUCCUUGAAGGUACAUUGGACUGAUGGCUUGGUCUAAACCACACAUAUACCAGACAUUUUCCACUUAAAAUCGGGUGGUAAUUUUUUCUAAACCUCAUUUGUAAAUGCCAUUGUGCCAUCAAUCGUUUUCCUCAUUUAACAAAACCUUUGCUGUGCUUAGUGAUGUAUUAUACAUUGUCAUCUGCGUUUUAUGUUGUAAAUAGGUGUAUUGUAAAAUAGUCCCUAUAAAACAUGAGUAACUUUUUGCCAGUUUUGAUUAUUUGUAUUGUGAAGUAACAAUUCAACUAUUUUAAUAAAGUUGUCAUGUUUUCUAA